CUUGGGUCCCGGCUCGACUCAGUCUUCCAGCCGCCCGGGGAAUACCUCUAGUUCUUCCCGGCCGUCGCUGCCGCCGCGCCGCUUCCUCCUCCGCCUGUCCGCCGGCCUCCUUCGCCCCACCCCGCCCGCGCCGCGCGUCCGGCCCGCCUGCGGGCCCGCUUUUCUUCUUAGCUCCCACCCAGGCGCAUGGCUCCAUGAAGCAGGAAGGGGAGGCAGAGCGCGAGAGGUCCCGUCCGCCCCGGCCGCGUCUGGGCCAGGAGAAAAGGUACAGGAAGAAGGAAUGGAACCAAAAGGAAGAAAAUUUGUUGCAGAGCCAAAAUAGCUCCCCUCCGCUAUUGUAGCUGUUCUGCUGGCAAUACAAACUUUCUGCUUUCAGGUUCUGCAGCAUUCCAGACCUCAAGCACUGAAUCAGGAUGGGAAAAAGACGUUGUGUUCCUCCACUCGAGCCCAAGUUGGCAGCAGGCUGUUGUGGGGUCAAGAAACCCAAAUUAUCUGGAAGUGGAACGCACAGUCACGGGAACCAGUCCACAACUGUCCCUGGCUCUAGUUCAGGACCUCUACAAAAUCACCAGCAUGUGGACAGCAGCAGUGGACGGGAGAAUGUGUCGGACUUAACUCUGGGACCUGGAAACUCUCCCAUCACACGAAUGAAUCCCGCAUCGGGAGCGCUGAGCCCUAUCCCUCGGCCCAACGGAACUGCCAACACCACUAAGAAUCUGGUGGUGACUGCAGAGAUGUGCUGCUACUGUUUUGACGUACUCUACUGUCACCUCUAUGGCUUCCCACAGCCACGACUUCCUAGAUUCACCAAUGACCCCUAUCCACUCUUUGUGACAUGGAAGACAGGGCGGGACAAGCGGCUUCGUGGCUGCAUUGGGACCUUCUCAGCCAUGAAUCUUCAUUCAGGACUCAGGGAAUACACGUUAACCAGUGCACUUAAGGACAGCCGAUUUCCCCCCCUGACCCGAGAGGAGCUGCCUAAACUUUUCUGCUCUGUCUCCCUCCUUACUAACUUUGAGGAUGCCAGUGAUUACCUGGACUGGGAGGUAGGGGUCCAUGGGAUUCGAAUUGAAUUCAUCAAUGAAAAAGGCGUCAAACGUACAGCCACAUAUUUACCUGAGGUUGCUAAGGAACAAGACUGGGAUCAGAUCCAGACAAUAGACUCCUUGCUCAGAAAAGGUGGCUUUAAAGCUCCAAUUACCAGUGAAUUCAGAAAAACGAUCAAACUCACCAGGUACCGAAGUGAGAAGGUGACAAUCAGUUAUGCAGAAUAUAUUGCUUCUCGACAGCACUGUUUCCAGAAUGGCACUCUUCAUGCCCCGCCCCUCUACAAUCAUUACUCCUGACACACGGCUGCAUGACCAGUCCCACCCCCCUGUGGCCACCAAUGGCUAUGACAUCAUUGGAGCAGAUGCCUCCUCUUCCUGGUCCAGUUACUUCUAUUACUGCACCAUUUUAUGAUGCUAGCUUCCGUUGCCAAGCCUGCCUCCCACUGACUGAGGGGUGGGGUGGGGUUACACUGAAUGAAACAGAACUUGAGGGGCCCAAGCCUUAUUUCAGCUUUUCCUCAAUAUGGGGUUCCGUUGGAUUGGGGCUCCUCCAUGACUAGGAGAAUUACUGUGUGGGUUCAGAAGACUUUAUCUGGUGAUUUGCCAUGUGUGUUGGCCACACACUGGAAGCUGGAAUUGAUGAUCCAUGAAGGCUUACCCCACACACACCCCUUCAGCCUCCCCAGAUCAAGUAGGUGUAUUCCCCUGGCAGUCUGGGCAACGGAGACCAACAAGAAACAUUUUUAGGUUGUUUUAAAUUCCUUUUUUUUAAACUUCCAGUUUAUUGCAUACCAAGAAUUGAUCACAACCUCUAUACUUCAUAAAUGGACGCCAUGUUAGGGUUGAACGUGGGCACCAUGAGUCCUUUGAGGCUCCUGGACAGAGACCCACUUCAAGAUCGGAAGCCCUUUGGAUGGCGUUGCAGAUCUCAUUGCUCAAUAAGCCGUGAAGGUUUUAAUUCUCAUCCCACUGUCAGUUGGAUUUUCUGGCACUUACUGCAUUGAGUCUUCUGGUAUUGAACAGAGCCCUGUGGUGUGUAGCCUGCUGAGGAAUGGAAUGGAGAUGCCCACGGGAGGUCCUGAUGCCAUUGCUGCAUGCAAGUGUGAAAGGAGAGACCUUUUCCUUACCACCGGCUACCUCACUCUCUACUGGUAGCAGUGCCUAUAGCUGGAUCUAGGUUCUCAGAAGCAUUGAUGUACAAACAAGCAGUUGGGUUGGGCUUUAGGAGGACACAUGAUCAUAAGAGAGAAUCCAGGGUCUCCAAGUUGGUUUUCUUUCCCGGCAAACAUCCCAAGGGACCUUAAAGAAGGGAAAUUCCUUUUUCUGGUUUGCCUGUAGAAGUGGGAAGGCUUGAUGUUUCAGUCCUUUACAGGACUUUAGAACAAAGCUGUGUAAUUAAACAAAGUGAAUCUUUAUCUUUCCUAACAUGCUAGGAAUCUUCAGCCCACGAGGGCAAAAUUCCAAAUAGCUCAUUUUAUUCUAGGUCAUUCAAACUUUCAUGUGACAUAUUUCCCCCUUCCAUUGUUGCUGAUUUCCAAAUAGCUGUCAGCAAGUUCUUCCUCCCUCUUGCCUAUCUUAACUCAUUUGGUCGCAAAGUUGUAGAACUAGGGGACUUGGAAGAUGCUUUGAAAACAUUGUCACAAAGGCACUGCUAAAGUGAUUCACAGGGAAGAGGUGGCCAGUUGGAAGAAAGGAUCCUAAGGACGAUACACUGGUUUUCAACAACAUGCUUAGAGAACUCGAGGUGGAUUCGGUGACCACCCAGUGAACAUGAUGUUUUGAUUUAACUUAUUUUUUAAAGUUUAUGUGAUGGUGGUGUGGCUUUCCGAAAUGGGCAAAUACUCAAGUCAAAAGAUCUUUUGAGUUUUCUUCUGCCAGGUUU
This is a messenger RNA of Cynocephalus volans (Philippine flying lemur), 2931 nucleotides long. RefSeq names its product AMMECR1 like (gene AMMECR1L). The coding region runs from base 414 to 1346 and encodes 310 amino acids. Gene Ontology annotation, cellular component: nucleus. The transcript is spliced from 8 exons. Lineage: Eukaryota; Metazoa; Chordata; Mammalia; Dermoptera; Cynocephalidae. The record is from RefSeq and is a predicted model, not a curated record.